Molecule: messenger RNA, 9562 nt
Organism: Sarcophilus harrisii (Tasmanian devil)
Lineage: Eukaryota; Metazoa; Chordata; Mammalia; Dasyuromorphia; Dasyuridae
Gene: UIMC1
Product: ubiquitin interaction motif containing 1
Exons: 14
Coding region: 198-2621 (807 amino acids)
Biological process (GO): positive regulation of DNA repair; double-strand break repair
Cellular component (GO): BRCA1-A complex
Molecular function (GO): DNA binding; histone binding; K63-linked polyubiquitin modification-dependent protein binding
Source: RefSeq, a predicted model, not a curated record
UCUGCGCCUGCGCUUGGAGUUCCGCCUGGGUCCCUCCUCGAGUGUACCGUCUGGGGUUGGCGCAGUUUCUUCUGCCUCAGUGGUUCUACCCAGCUCCGGUAUCGGGACUCGGGAAGUGCCAGGGCCGUCAGAACCCCAUCCCCUCUCCGAUUAUCCGUGCGGGGCCGGGGUCGCUUCAGGCGCAGACUGAGUUAAAGAUGCCUCGGAGAAAGAAGAAAGUUACAGAAGCUCCUGAAACUAGGAGAUUGGAGGAGGAGAAUCAAAUCCUCAAAGUAAAGAAGAUAGAAAAUUCAUAUAUUGUCAUCUCUGAUAGUGAUGAGGAACCUGGGGAAGAGAAUGGAUUGCUGAGGACAAGGACAAUGCAGCAGUCGGAUAGAGCAAAGAGUGCAACCAAAAGAAAAAUUACACAGAUGACAGAAGAUGAGCAGUUUGCUUUGGCUCUGAAAAUGAGUGAACAGGAAGCACAGCAAGUGAAUGACCAGGUGGAAGAAGAGGAGGAGCUCUUAAGGAAGGCCAUUGCUGAGAGCCUGAAUAGUUGCCAGCUUUCUGAUUCUUCUGCCACGAGCUCUGUACCUUUGUUCACUGGGAUAUCUGCACAACACCACCAAGAGAAACCAGUGAUUUCUGAGACUAUUGAACGCUUGUUUCCUUGUCCUGAAUCUCCACGCUCAUCUGUUGCAUCCCUGUCACAGAGAUCUCAGUCUGAACAGACAGAAAUACCCAAAAGCCCUCUGGUGAUGCUGAAGAGGUUAAGUCAAGAAAUAGUUGAAAGCUCAUUAUUAUCAAGCAUAAUUUUAUCUCAAGAAAAGAACCAACUUUCACUUAAAUCCAGUGAAGCAUCUUGCUCACCCGUGUUAAGUGACUCUAGUGAUAAUUUAUCAAGUCCUCCUAUUAAAAAAAAGUUUGUUCUGAGUCCUACUUUUUCUCGAGUUCCUCUAGGAACAUGGCAGUUGGUACCUCGGAAAUUGUUUGGAAACUCAGGUGUUAACCAAGAAGAGGAGGUUGAAGGUAGAGAGAAGUGUUUAGAUAACACUGGAAACUUGGAAACACAGCCAGUCACUGGCAGUUCAGGAACUGGGGAUAAACUCAAGGAUCCAAUUCUUGACAAUAAGAGCUUUUUUGACAGUGAAACCAGCCAGAGGGCUGAGGAUACCAAGUGUAAGCAGCCUAAAGAACACAUUAGACUGGGUUGUGGUUCUUUCAUGGCUACAAAAGGGAAAGGAAAGAAGACAUCUCAACGCUGCCUCCCUAGCUCAGUUGAUGUUAAGAAUAUACAAGAGGAAAUUGAAGGCACUGUACACUAUUAUUGGGGCAUCCCGUUCUGUCCUAUUGGAGUGGACCCUAACCAAUACACUAAGGUUAUUCUAUGUCAGCUAGAAGUUUAUCAGAAAAGCCUGAAAUUGGCUCAGAGACAACUUGUUCAGAAGAGAGAGUUUGGAAAGCCAAUAUUACCUAGCUCUUCCCUGCUACAAAAGGACCAUGAUGGAAGGCAAGCCAAAGGAGUAAAUGAAGCUAUCACAAAAGAGAUAGGAAAUGACAUAGAACCAAGGAAAGAAACAAGGACAACCACAUGGCGCCGAAAAAGUAAGAAUCCCCCCAAGAGCCCAUUGCAGAGUUUGAAAGAAAAGCCUUUGUUGGAGGAAGAACCAACAACCAGUCACCAUCAGAAUUCCCAGGUUCUGCUUGCUGAGGAUGCACCUCAAAAAGAUGAAGUUAUGACACUAACACCAAGCUCCAUUACUCUAAGCCAAUUGGCCAGUAAGAAAAGUCCAGUCAUUGACAGAAAAAACUCUGCAGAAGAGAUCACAGUCUGCCCAGAGACACAGCUAAGUCCAUCUCAAGUUCUUGAACUAGAGAGAGAAGAGGAAUGUCUGUCUACUAAAGAAAGACCUGUUAAGGCUGCUGUCAAUGAAAAUAAUGAGAAGGAAAUGUCUGCCUCCAUCUUCUCGGCCCAUAUCCAGGUGUCCUGCCCAAUGUGUGACCAGGGUUUCCCGCCCACAGAAAUUGAGCUGCAUGCCAUGUAUUGCAAUGGUUUAGUGGGGGAGGAAAGCAGACACUCACCAGUGUUGACACGGAAAAGGAAACAGGCCAAGAGUAAAAAUGACAAUGGGAGAGAUAUCCAGCCAUCCCUAGACAUUGACAAGAGGGAGAAAUGUUACCUCUGCAAGUCCCUAGUUCCUGUCAAAGAGUAUCCAAGUCAUGUAGACUUGUGCCUUCGGAUAGCUGCAGAUGACCAAAGAAGCCAACUGGAAAGAGGCAACGGGCAGCCUUCUGGUUCUGGAGGGAAAAGGGGGAGGCAGAGGAACACAAGGGAAGGGAAUAGAAAUGGAGGUCGACUCCUCAACUUGUUGGAGCAAUCUGAAUCUAAGUCUGCAGAUGCUGAUAAGAAGACAGAGUCAUCAGAAGAAGAAGCUUUCAGAUGUGUUGCCUCAGAAAUGGAGAAGGCAGAUUGUAGCAAAGGAGACCAGAGCUCUUUAAACUUGAAUGAUUCUCCCAUCAAAUCUUUUGUUUCUAUUUCGGAAGCCAAGGAUUGCCUGGUGGACUUUAAAAAACAACUUUCCAUACGACCAGGCAGUCGGAAGCGGACCAAAGCAAGCAGAGGAAAGAGGAGAAAAUCUUGAGCUUCUUACAAUGGAAGGUUGACAGAUCCCUGGAGAAAAUAUAUGGCUAGACUUCUUUCAGCAGGCCCUCCACUGUUCUUUUUUAAUACUGUUGGUUAGGGUCAAGCCAUAUCAUUGUCAUUACCAGCACAGCUACACAGUCUUUUUAAACAUAUUUUCUAUGAUCUAUAUAAGGAAACAUUGUAUAGAAUUUGUUUUCUAAUUGUUUGUUUGAAAUUGCUUAUAGUUAAAAAUUUUAAAUAUAUAUAUGUUUCUAUGAAACUCUGAAGCACUAAGGUUUUCCUUUCCUUCCUUUGUUUUUGGUUCCCUUUGGAGAUAAGGAAUAGUAGAUCAUCACCUAUUUUAGAAUUAAAUGCAUCAUUGCUUUGGACUUGUCACUGAUAUUCUUCUUGAUCUUAGGUCAAUUAGUAUGCAUUGUACAUUUCCAAACAGUUUCUGUGGUCACUUCCUUGAACUUCUCUCUCUCCACUGAAUUAUCUUUACCCUGAGUUCCAUCUGUCUGCAGUAUUUAUCUGCUUGAUGAUUCCUGAUUCCUGACCUCAUUCUACAGUCCACACACCAAACAAAAUUCUAGGUGGCCAUUCUUAGCAGUAUUUCUCCCUAAAGUGAAAGAAUGCUUUGAAAAGUUAUUUGUCUAAUCUCACCAGACUCCUAUUGGAUACAACCAUUUUCCCUUUACAGUAUAGCCAUUAGGAAUGUCAGGUAUAACCUCUCAGUUAGAAAUUAGCUCAGCUCUGCUUCAUGCCAGAGAUUAUAGAGGCAGCUGAGAGCAUCCUUAGCAUGGGGAAUUGAACUCUGAUGGGUACUUCCAGGGUAGAGUACAGAUGUGGCUCAAACUUUAUUCAGGAGGAUACGAUAGAAAAAGAUAAUGUGCAAGAUGUGUGAGAGAGUAGGGCACUGAGUAUAAUAAAGAGAAUCUUUAUUAUAGAAGAUUCUCUUCAUUGGGCUUAUAAUUGGGGACCUAAUUUUGAACCCUGACUCUGCUUAAUACCUGGAGACCUUGGGAAAGUCCUUAAUUUUAGGCCUCAGUUUCCUCAUCUUUAAGAUAAGGAAUUUGGACAACAUAAUUUCUAAGAUUCCUUCCUGAGCUAAAUCCUUCCAAUUGUUCAUAAAAUUCUGUAUCAUGAUAAAUCCCAUGAUUCAGUUGAUAAAGAGAUAUUAACAAAGAACUAGGUUUUGUCAAAUCCUCUUUGAAUUACAUCAGGAUGGUAAAGGAAGUGGCUGCUGAUUGAGAAUGAACUUUUUACUAAGAGAGUUUCAGCCAAAAACUCAAUUUCCUUUGACUUCUACUUUGAAAUCCCAAAUUUUUGUUUUUAAGAAUUGGGGUAUAGUUUGUAGAUCAGGAAAAGUUUAGUCUAAAUUUCCAAAGGUACCUGGGAAUACUGCUUCUUUCAGGGUGUGGGGUCCUGCUGUACAGUUUUUACUCUUAUUUGGAAGAAGGUGGAAAAUAAGGAAACGUAAGAACCUGGUCCUUCUUUGGUGAAAGAAAACAAAAUGAUGGGUCAGCUUAAAUGCUGCACUUCUAUUUCUUCCAAAGUGCUCCCCAUCCCUAAGGGGAAGUAGUCUGACACUGGCAUCACUUUCUGGGUGGGAGUAUCAGGACUUGUGCCAAAUAGUCAUUCUAUAUUUACAAGACCCCUGUACAGUGCUCUUCAGUGCCGAGAAAAAGGUUGCAUUUUGAUUGUGGUAUUGAUUCUUUACCCGUUUUCCUUGUAAUGAAAAGCAGUUUAUCAGUUAUGCACCAUCGAUUCAACUCAUGCUAGUUUUCUCUCAUUAAAUGGCAAUUUAUUAAAGGUAGAUCUCUAUAAAUGGGAUGUGGUGUUUAUCUCUUUGUCCAAAGAUAAAGGAAGCAAAGAACUGAUCUUAGAAAAUGAAUUACUUUUCUUAAGGUUGGAGCAAUCACUGUGCAAGUUUGGGUUAAUUGAAGGAAGAUACAGAUUGGGAAAAUGAGAACCCAAAAGUCCCAGGUUUCUCAUGAAUCCACUAAUGGGAAGUCAGGGGCAUUGGGUGGGGGGGUAGGAUUCCUCUUAAUAUUUACUUUUAGGAGUAGAGAAGAAAUCUUUCUUUCCCUUACCAACAUAUUGCCUCAGCUUCAAUCUUUACUCUGAAAUCUUCCCCCAGCAUUGAGGCCGCCUUACUCUGUAAAUACCCCAUUGGUGAGUUCCUCCUGAGGCCUCUGUUUUGGGGAUGAUCCCAGCCUGGCCAACCUGCAUUUCCUUCCUGGAUUUGUUUUUGACUUUCCAAACAAACAUUAUAUACCUGUGCCAAGUACUUUCACUUAUCCACCUUUCUAACUUCCUUUUGCAAGUUGUUUUCUCCCAUUAGAUUGUAAGCUCUCUGAGGGCAAGGACUAUCUCUUUGCUUAUAUUUAUUUGUAUCCCCAGAGUUUAGCCUAGUGUCUAAUAUAUGACAAAUGCUUGAUAAAUUCUUGUUUCCUUGUCUUUGCUUUGCCUUAGUAAUGAUAGUAAAGAAGUCAAACUGUCCCUGUGGGUUUUUCUGUCUUAGGGAUCUCAACUAUUGACUAGGAGAUUAGGGGGAACAGCCUAUUAGAAAUGACUACUUUGCAACUUGAUUAACUUUACUAAAAAGUUUAUAAAAUUUAUACUAUCACAAAAAGACCUAGAAUAUUAGAACUGGAAAGAAGUCUUUGUAGACGUGCUUGAAUUUGAAAAACUUGAGAACAUUGGUUAUCAGAGUUAAAGGGGACCUUAAAAAAUAAUAAAUUUCAUUUGUGUGAUAACAACAGCUAACAUUUAUAUAACAAUUAUUAUAUGCCAGAUACCAGGCUAAGCACUUUACAGUUAUUAAUUCUCAGAGGAAGUUGCUAUUAUAAUCUCUAUUUUAUAGAUGAGGAAACUGAAGUAAGCAGAAAUUAUGUGCAUUUUCCAAGGUCACACAGCUAGCAAGUGUCUGAUUCUAGAUCAAACUCAAGUUUUCUCAACUCCUGACCCAGUGAUCUAUCCACUGUGCCACCUAACUGUCUAUUUAAAACUUUAGGAUUUUAACGGUGUUUUCCUAAUAGCGAUCCUGAAGUGGGUAGUGCAGAAAUUAUACCCAUGUUGCAAAUGAGGAGACUAGAACUUAAAGAACUUGUGAUUUUCCUAAGAUUAUAUAGCUACAUUCUGAUAUGAACCAAUGCUUUCAUUGAAGCCCAAAUGCAUCUUCCCCAAACAACCCACUUAUUUGUGGCUUUCUUUACAAUAGUCCUGUGAAAUGGGUAGUAUAAGCAUGAAAAGAUAAGAUGUUGGCUCUUGGGAGGGUCCACAGUAAGUAGUAGACAUCUUUUAGAAGAAGAAAGAUUAUCAGUGAAGUGAUUGGUCCAACAUUGCCAUGUGUGGGGACUGAGACUUGAAUCUGUCCUGUGUUUUUUCCAGUAUUAUACUUCCUCAUUUCUUUGGUUCCUAGAUUUGAAUUGGUUGCCUCCCCUGAUAUCUUAACAUUUUCUAAGCUCUUGGAGCAAUGGAACUGUCUAUUCUACCAGAUGGAAAAAUGGGAAACUGGUAGGAAGAGCCUUGCCUCCAGGUUUCAUUGUGCUUUUUAUAGUACCAGGAUCCCUGAAUUUGGGACUAGAGGAUCAAGAGUCCAAUCUUACCUUUAGCACUGGUUUGCCCCUGGACAAAUCAUUUAACUGCUCUGAACCUGAGAAAGAAUUGGAUGUGCAUUCUAAGGUGCCUUCUAGCUCCAAAUCUGUGAUCUCAUGAUUCAUUGAGCUAAGGAAUAAAUAACUUUGAGUAUUUUGGCAGUGAGAAAUGUAAAGAGGUAUAAAGAAUCUUAAUACUGGAGCAGACUAACCAUACUUAGCAGAAAAAUGACAAAAUCAGAAUUUGUACCUAAGUUUUCUGAGUCUAAGACUCCUUUCCCCGUACCUUGUUUUCCCCAUUGAGAGGCAGUAGCCUCUCCAUUUCCCCAGCUACUCCUUUUGUUACCUGGUUGACUAUGGAGAAUUUUGUGUACAGGAACACCCUGAAUCCCAAAUCAGAAAAGAAACAAAGAGGUACAGUAUGUCUGAGCAUACAUAGCUCAGAUAAAGAUGCAAAUGUGAGAGGGUGAGUUUGUAUUGAACUUGGAUCUGCAGUGAAGAGAAGGAAAGGUCUUAUGUGAGCAGUGAUUGUAUUAUUUGGGAAUGGGGCCAGGCUUGACCAUAUAGGAGGUGAGAUAAGGUUACUAUUAUUUCAGGCCUUUUUCCCAGCAUGGAGCCCAGUGCCUUACAUUUUGAAGUUCCCCAAAGACCUACUGGCUUCUUGAUUCAAUUUCUUGAUACACCAUUGAACAACCUGUGACUAAAGUAAUUGAUGAUUGGCUCUCUGCUGCUGUUUUUCUAUUCUUGAUAGAGAAUCAAUCAAGAUGACCAAUGAUAUCCCAAAGAUAAUGACUUGUUCGCAAAUUGAUUAAUUUAAAUGAAGCAAAAUUGCAUAAAAUUGUCAACAUCACUUUUUCCUCCAGUUAUCAAAGUUGGCAAGACCAAAGUCAAGUGACUAGUCAUGGCACAGAAUGCAAUGGUUGAGCUUGGCCUUUGUAAAUGAAGGUAGGUCUUUAAUAGGUCUCAAUUUAACUGAGGUCAUGUCCAUUUAGUGACUUAGAACUAGUUAAAAAUUGAGGCAAAAGGUGGCCCAGUUUAUCAUCACAAAGUACAAAUCUGGGACCAGAACAGAAAAGAAUUGCUAUUUGCAUUAAUUCUAAGCAAUAAAAGCCUAAACAAUGAGCAACGUUGUGGGGCUGUUGGCCCUUCAAACGAAUGCCAAAGUGAUUUGGAUUUAAAGAUGUAGUCAAGUAGCUACAUUUAAAACACAAAAUCCUGUUGUUUUUUUCAGAGCUCUAUUCCAAGAAUAAAUGAAAGCAAAACAAAAAGUAAUUUGUCCCCACUUUUGGGAAAAAAAUAAAAAUUUGAAGGGGCUUCCCUAGUGUAGAAAUAAAUGGGUUCUCCAUCUUUCAGAUUUAGCAUCAAUCCAAUUAGAUUUGUUUUAUGUGUCAUCCUAUGCAAGGACUUGGCAAGUUCAGGCCACUGUUCACAGAAGGACAUUUGAGAGUUUCCUAAAAGAUAGGAAAUGAUAAUUAUACAGUACUUUAAAGUUUACACACCUCUCCAUAAAUAUCUCAUUUGAACAUCUGUGUGAAAUCAAUACUAUUAUUAAUUAUCCUUUUUACAGAUGAAACUGAGGCAGACAAAUGGCUAGCCCAGAGUCACACAGCUAGUAAAGAGACUAAAUUUGGACAAGGGUCCAAUGUUCUGUCUGCUGUGCCAUUUAGUGGCCCGAUAUUUAAAACCAGUUCCCCUCCACUUGUAAGAGAGGAAUGACUGACUACCUAUGUGGCCACACUUUCUUGUGUGAUAAAAUACUGUGUUCCUCAUUGCUAAUCUUUCCAAUCCUGCUUUCAUCCCUGAAGAAUGGGAUGUUCACUGGUCCCUGCUGCCUCUUUUAAAUUACCUCUUUUCCUUCUGUGCCAUUGUGCUUUCCUGAAUGUCUUGAUCUAAGAUGGUAAUUCACUUUGAAAAGGGAGAAGAGUUUGAGGUAAGUUGGUAGUGGAAAGUGGAGAGUCAAGAGAACUGCACUCUAGUCCUAGCUUUUUCAACUAUGCUAUAUAACUUUGUAUCAUUUAUUUCUCUUUCUUUUGAAUCAUUUGUGAAUCAUUUCUAUGUUACUUUAAAGUUUGGUGACCACUUUCCUUACCACAAAUCCUAGGUGCUUGUACAUGAGAGUAAAAGCAUUAUCUUUAUUAAUAGAAACAAGCAGCAAAGAGUCCUACUUGGUAAGUGCUGGAGUCAGCCUUUGGACCUUAGUUUCCUAACUCUGCAAUGCUUCUCCUAAGCAAACUUUAAAUUUUUCUAGCACUUUUAAGGUCUAUAAAUUUGGAGCUGGAAGGAACCUUAGAGGCCAUCAAAUAAUGACAUAAGGUGAAACAGACAAAGACAUUAAAUGAUUUGCCUAAAAUUGGGAGAUGGGAUUCAGUUUCAGGUCUUUUUCAAGUAUAAUACCCUGCCCACUACUCAGUGCUGCCUGGGAUCUAUGCUGGCUUUCUAGUGCUUAGAAAAGUGUUCUUAAUGCAACAGAUCCUUAAUGUUGAAUGAAUAAAUGAAAAUAACAUCAGAAUAGGAGUCUGUUUUAACAUAGGAAUGGAAGGGACCUUAAAGAUUCUCAUUCAACCUUCAUUUUUAAAGAACAAGAAACUAAAGUCUACAAAGGACAAGCAAAUAAAUGUCUAUUGGACCCAAAGUCAGGAAGAGCCGAGUUUUAAUAUAGCCUUUGGACUCUCUGUGUCCCUUUCCCUCUCUUCUUUUCCCUUUCCUUUUCCCUCUCCCUCUGUAUAUAUUCUCUGUCUAUCCAUUCAUCUUCCAUCCAUUCCCCCCGCAAAAUGGUGCCCAUCUCCCCUCCCAAGGUUCUUGUGAGGAUAAAAUGAGAUAUUUGUAAAGCUCUUUGCAAGCCUUACAGUAUUCUAUAAAUGCCAUUAUAAACUAGAGAAAGGCAUCACUUGUUUCUCAUAUGUAGUAGAUUGUCAAGUUUUUUUUUACUUAUCCUUUUUAUUUUGUAUUGAUUUUUGUCCUCUUUUAAGUCAGCAUUUCAUUUCUAUGAUUAAUUUCAUCCCUAUUCACACUGUUUUGAUGGUAGUCUGUCCCUUCAUUUUCUUCCCUACUCCUAUUUACCUGCUCGAAGUUCCUCAAAUUUAGUUUUCAUACAUUUAUCUUUUUAAAAUUUAACUCAACUCAAAUUUAUAAGAAUUCAAGCCAUUCCCCAAUUGAUAAAUGGUAAAAGGAUAUGAGCACACACUUUUCAGAUGAAGAAAUUGAAACCAUUUCUGGUCAUAUGAAAAGAUGCUCUAAAUCAUUAUUCAUCAGAGAAACGCAAAUUAAGGCCACUCAGAUACCACUAGACAUCUCUCAGAUUGACUAAUAUGAUGGAAAAGAUAAUGAUGCAUGUUGGAGGGGAUAUGGGAAAACUGGGACA